AUGGGAAAUCCACCUGAGCGUCAAAUUAGUUCUUCACUGCAUUUCUUCACACCCUCAUUGCUUUUUGUUGCAGUCUUUGUCGCUUCUCUUAUUUUCACUUGUUUCCUACUUUAUGGGAUCUCUACUUUCCUUGUCACAAUAUCUAUUUUGUUUCUGUCAACCAUUUUCAUUGUUAAAUUCUCAAAGAAAAAGGUGACUGUUGUUGGCAUUUCGGCAGAAGAAGAAAGUCCCAUAUGCUGCUGCCCUCAGAGCAUACUUGAAAAGGAAGUUUUGGAGGAACUAAAUCCAGAAGUGGAACCUAUAAUUAAUUGCGAUGCUUCCCAACAAAGUGAUGCUUGCGACAUGCAUGAAUAUCAUGUGGAACCAACAGAUUUCCCCUCAGAUAGUGAUAGCAGUGAUGAUUUCCCAGCAAGUGAAAAUUUUGAGCUCAGUUGGAGGUGCUCAGAAAAUGUAGGACGAAGUAUAGGAGUCUCUGAAAGCUCAAUCUCUGACGAUGACGAUGACGAUGACGAGGAUGGUGAUGGUCUUAUUGAGAUUAGUCUUCCACAGAACAAUUCUGUUGAUUGCAAUGAAGAGUCAAAGAAAAAGUCAGAUUCAAAUAUGCCAGAUUACUUGCCUGACUCCAUUUUCAGGCAACAGGGUCUUAUGGAGCUAUUUGCAGAGAUUAAUGAGGUCAAUGAAGAGGAAAACUUAAUAGAAAUUGACCUUUCCAUGGGAUCAAUCAAGUGUUCAAGGUUUGAGAUUGAAGCAUGA
Dovyalis caffra is the source of this 753-nucleotide messenger RNA. The record is from the annotation of a GenBank genome assembly. NCBI's taxonomy places the organism in Eukaryota, Viridiplantae, Streptophyta, Magnoliopsida, Malpighiales, Salicaceae.